Ambispora gerdemannii is the source of this 930-nucleotide messenger RNA. The record is from the annotation of a GenBank genome assembly. Lineage: Eukaryota; Fungi; Glomeromycota; Glomeromycetes; Archaeosporales; Ambisporaceae.
AUGGAGUCCUCUGAUAAAAGAUGUACAGUCGUCGACGAAGACGAUGAUCUUGACGAUUUACUUGAUGACGUUUUGGAGAAUUUUUCAAAUGUUUCUGUUUCAAGUUCCUCUAAAGCAAACUCCUUAAAUAACUCUUCGACAAAUAAUCCUCCGACAAAUAAUGCCUCGACAAGUAAUGCUUCGACAAGUAAUGCCUCGACAAGUAAUGCUUCACCUGAUCUCGAGAACUCUUUAAAUGGGCUUGAGGACGAAGAAUACGCUCAACAGUUCACAGCUGAAAUGGAAGCACUUGUCAAGAAGCUUGGAGACCCCGAAGAAUUAAGGCAAACUUUUGAAGCCUUCUUAAAGAAUGAUCUUACUGAAUCAACGGAAGCGACUAGUGACAGUAGCAGCGGCAACAACAAAAAAUCAUUUCAAGAAACGAUUAAUCAAACAAUAAAUAAAUUACAGAAAAGUUCAGAUCAAGUUGACGCGGAAGUUACUGAGGAGGAAGUCAAUGAAGAAUUUCUUGCCGAGAUGAUGAGACAAAUGGAAGGAUUACCAUAUAACGGUGAUAUUCAAGAUAUGUUCGAAAAAGUGAUGGAACAACUUACAUCAAGGGAUAUCCUUUAUGAACCUAUGAAACAUUUAGCUACGAAGUACCCGGAGUGGCUCAGGGACAAUAAAGACAAAGUAUCGCAGGAGGAAUACGAGAGGUAUAAAGGUCAAUCGGACUACGUACAAAAAAUUGUCGCGUACUUCGAGGCGCCGACUUAUAGCGAAAACAACGAGCAACAAAACAAAGAAUUAGUGGAUCUAAUGCAAAAGCUACAAGAUUUCGGUCAACCGCCUGCCGGCGUUCUUGCAGAUUUGGCGCCAGACUUGGAAUUGGAUGAACAGGGGCUUCCAAAAUUUCUGCCUGCAGAUAUGGAUAAAUGCAGUAUUAUGUAG